Mytilinidion resinicola is the source of this 797-nucleotide messenger RNA. RefSeq lists its product as uncharacterized. The record is from RefSeq and is a predicted model, not a curated record. NCBI's taxonomy places the organism in Eukaryota, Fungi, Ascomycota, Dothideomycetes, Mytilinidiales, Mytilinidiaceae. Bases 92 to 616 code for a protein of 174 amino acids. The transcript has 4 exons.
CUGCGCCUUAACGCAGUACAUAGUACGUGUCCGGCCUCAGCUUCGCUCUUUUUCGUAAGCCCGAAAGAACAUCGAUCCCUCGUAACGGAGCAUGAAGCUGCUCCGGAAAUUUACCAAGAAAACAGUGCCGGGGGAAUAUGGGGCUGAACAAGAGAGCAGCACAACGUCAAAUCGGUCAAAUCGCGCAGACGGAGCAAACCACAAAGAGCAACACCUCGGUCUCGUGCUCCUAUAUGCAGCUCCUCCAACUCUGUCAGAAACAAGCGGCCCCAGCGUCGACAUCGUGGCUAUUCAUGGGCUUGGGGGUGACCUCCGAAACACUUGGACACACAAAAAUGGGACACUUUGGUUACGGGAUCUCCUCCCACAAUCCAUCCCAGGAGCCAGGAUCUACACUUAUGGAUACCCAUCAAAAGUUUUCCUGAAUCGCUCGGUUGCAGGGAUCCGGGAUUUCUCGACUCACUUGUUGAAUGCUCUAAGUUUGGAGACGCGCGAUAACACGAAAGCCUCUGGCCCUCGACCGAUUAUCUAUGUGUGUCACAGUCUCGGGGGUGUUGUCUUCAAGCAGGCGAUGAACCUAGGUUCCCUGAAAUAUGGAAACGAAGCAAGGGCAUAGUUUUUUUGGGAACCCCACAUCGUGGCAGUGCGAGCGCAGCGCCAGCCAAAGUCUUUGGAGACAUUUUCAACGUGGUAUGGCAUGCUUCUGGAGGUGGACUGUUUAGAAGAGGGGCCAAGACGGAUCUGCUCAGAGCAUUGGGUCAAAACUCUUCUGAACUAAUUGGAAUCGCCGACGAUUU